GAAAGUUUCUUUUGCUUUUAUAGUGAUGAUAUUUUGCUUACCAAUUAAUGGUCACGUGACGACGACAAACCAACCAAAUCCCGGCGUAUAAUUAUCAACAUGGCUUAAUAAACUUCGAUUAUAUUCGGGAGAAGAAAGAUUGUAUAAAUAUUUUCAUUAUUUAUUUCAUUACUUGAUUAUCUAAUAUAUACCAAUAUCAUCACAAUGGCAAGUGCUAGUACUAAUCCUGUCCUUAUUUGGUUGGACAAAUACCCAGAUCCAAAAGCAACGGCUACUAGAACUGCUCCAGCAGAUGUAUUGAAGUUGAUCAAACAAUCUCCCCAAUCAACCGUCAUUUUAGAUUUGAGAAACGAUAGAUCUCCUUCUAUCCUUCAAGAAUCUAUAAGCAUUCCUGCUACUACCAUAGAUGGAUAUGAACAUAUCAAAGAUACAGUUCUUGAUGUCAUCAUUAACCAAAAGCCUGAGGUUAAGGAUAUUGCUAUUCAUUGUAAUAGUUCAAGAAAAAGAGCUGUCAAGGUUGCAGGAUGGAUCCAAGACCAUAUUAAUGAAAAUGACAUAAAAGAUUACAAAGUAACAAUUUUGGAUGGUGGUAUUACUGGGUGGGUUGAGUUGGAUAAACCAUAUCAAGAAGUCUUGAUCCCUUUUAAAGAUUAAGAGGAGUUAUAUAUAUUGAGCAUAGUUAUAGUUAAUAAAAGAGUAUUAAACAUCUCACUAAAUUCACCAUUGGAUACUUACAUAAAUAAGCUUAUCAUGUUGCUGCUAUUGUGGUAACCAUGUA
Scheffersomyces coipomensis is the source of this 778-nucleotide messenger RNA. RefSeq lists its product as uncharacterized. Lineage: Eukaryota; Fungi; Ascomycota; Pichiomycetes; Serinales; Debaryomycetaceae. The transcript has a single exon. The record is from RefSeq and is a predicted model, not a curated record. Bases 205 to 654 code for a protein of 149 amino acids.